UAAAAAUUUAUCUUCGCCUUGAAUUUACUCAACUGCCCAGCCUCUACAGCCCUCUGGGGUAAGGAAUUCCACAGAUUCACAACAGAAUUGAGACAAGAAAUUAAACAGCCGUGGUUAAACCUAAGCUGUCUGCUGCCACUCAGCCAGAUUCCUGUCCAGAAAACCAACAUAAAGUAACAGCUGCUCGGUUACUCCGGUGGUGAUGAAAGCUGUCAUCCUGCUUUUAUGUGUUUUCUUUUAAAUAUUUGUACAACGGAGUGAGCUCACAGAAAAACAGAAAUGCAAGUGACCCUCACCCAGAAAAUCUACAAAGAAAAAGAAUUUGAAGAAAUAAUAUCAGGACAAGUUUGAUACAACUAGCAAGAUCAUAGUCGGGAAUCCAAUGCACAAAUAAAUUUAUUUUGAAAGAAAAUUUCCAGGGUUGUGUUGAACGAUGGUCAACUGUUCUGUCGACCACAGUAUCCACCAGAUCCUGUUUCCCACCGUCUACAUUGGGGUCUUCAUCAUUGGUCUCCCAAUUAACCUCCUGUCCCUGUAUCACAGCUACCUACAGAUCAGACAGAAGAAUGAGCUGGGAAUCUACCUCUGCAAUCUGACCAUCUCAGACCUGCUGUACCUCCUUUCCUUACCUUUGUGGAUUCAGUACAUGCUGCAACAUGACGACUGGCAAUAUUCCCGGGAACUUUGCAUCUUCAGUGGUCUGCUCCUCUACCAAAAUAUCUACAUCAGCAUUGGCUUCCUCUGCUUCAUUGCCAUUAAUCGCUUCCUUGUCGUGGCUUACCCUCUGAAAUUUAAAUUCAUACACAGCAGGAAGGCUGCUUUGCUCAUCAGUAUUCUCAUCUGGCUCAAGGAGAUAGCUGUCUGCACCAUUUACAUGGGCUCCAAGGUUCUCAGUAAAGACGAGGGGAAUGACACUCUGUGUUUUGAACAUUAUCCUCUGCGUCAAAAGGACAGAUAUUUAAAUAUUUACAAACUUUCAAUUGGCUUCAGCCUCCCUUUGAUUUUAUUAAUCUACUCUUACCAUAAAGUGCUGAGGGUUGUCCACAAAAGCCAUGGACUUGAAAGACAGAGGAAAUUAAGAAUAAAAAAAUUGGUAUCUGGGACAAUCAUCAUUUUCCUGGCUUGCUUUGCUCCUUAUCACAUUUUCCUGACGGUUCGAAGCAUAUUUGAGUAUGACUGUCCCUUUGCUGACAGUAUUUUUGAGGUUUACCAUUUUGGGCUCCUGCUGAUGAGUUUAAACUGUGUGGCCGACCCUGUUUUGUACUGUUUCAUAUCACAGAGUUCGCAGAGCUGGUUAGCAAGGUUCCUGGAUCCUCUUAUCAAUCUCUUUCCAUGCGGAAAAAAAGAAGAAAUUGUGGCCCUUGAGAUGAAGGAUAACUCACCACUUACAACCAAAACAAGUCUCUUACCUCAAAGACACCAGAAACAGGCAAAUUAUGAUUACCAACACUCAAAGCAAAACCUCUUGGUUUGAUUUCCUGGUGAACUUGAAGACUGCAGCAGGGCAAGUAUAUUCUCUUCAUCUGUAGAGGUGACCAUUCAAUCAGAGUGUGAUAAUUCCACCAACUGUCCUUCGAUUACAGUAUCC
Molecule: messenger RNA, 1588 nt
Organism: Stegostoma tigrinum
Lineage: Eukaryota; Metazoa; Chordata; Chondrichthyes; Orectolobiformes; Stegostomatidae
Product: ovarian cancer G-protein coupled receptor 1-like
Exons: 4
Coding region: 434-1474 (346 amino acids)
Biological process (GO): G protein-coupled receptor signaling pathway; cellular response to pH
Cellular component (GO): membrane
Molecular function (GO): G protein-coupled receptor activity
Source: RefSeq, a predicted model, not a curated record